Molecule: messenger RNA, 636 nt
Organism: Torulaspora delbrueckii
Lineage: Eukaryota; Fungi; Ascomycota; Saccharomycetes; Saccharomycetales; Saccharomycetaceae
Gene: PTH2
Product: aminoacyl-tRNA hydrolase
Exons: 1
Coding region: 1-636 (211 amino acids)
Cellular component (GO): mitochondrion; cytosol
Molecular function (GO): peptidyl-tRNA hydrolase activity
Source: RefSeq, a predicted model, not a curated record
AUGAAUCAUUUGAACUCCAAUUUUCCGGUUUUCUUUGCAGUUGCAGCUGCUUCAUUAGUAACAGGCUAUUAUCUGGGUCAGAUACUACCAUCAGCUUCAAGAACCAGUCAAGUACAGGAAAUAUUAAGACAAUGCAAGCAAAAGGCAGAACUAAAUAGUCAAGAACAACAAAAUGAGAGUAGUGAUUAUGAUGGAGAUGAAGAAACUGAAGAAGAAGAGGAUGAGGAUUACGAGAUCAACUCAAUUUCACUGAAUGAUGUUCCCGGAGAAGUGAGAAUGGCACUCGUUAUUCGUCAAGACUUGGGAAUGCAAAAGGGUAAGGUUGCAGCUCAAUGCUGUCAUGCAGCACUUUCAUGUUUCCGAAUGAUUGCGUGCGAUUCCGGUCGUGAGUCGUAUAAUCCUCAGAUGGUUCAAAGAUGGUUGAGAUGUGGACAGGCCAAAAUUACACUGAAGUGCCCUGACAAGGAAACCAUGGAUGAACUUUAUGCAAAAGCCAUUUCGUUAGGAGUAAAUGCAUGCGUAAUACAUGACGCCGGUAGAACGCAAAUCGCUGCAGGUAGUGCGACUGUCCUUGGGGUUGGACCUGCCCCAAAAGCUGUCCUAGAUCAAAUCACGGGUGAACUGAAGUUGUAUUAG